AUGUACGCAUUCAAAACAUUAUCAUUGGCAUUCCUCCUCCUGGUAGCCAACGUUCAAGCCGGGAAGAUUACAUACACAUGUUACAACAAGACCGGUGGAAUCAAAAAAGAUGGGCUUCUUGAACAAAAAGCCGGCGGAACAAUUCCCGAUGAUCAAGUUCAAGUCGUUGAAGACGGCAUGAAAACAUGGUCCCAUGGCAAAUACACAGCCUCGGUCAACAAACGCACCAAGAUUCUUGUGGUCAAGUGUGUCGAAAAGGUCGAGAAUAAGGACCUCGCUACCGCGGCAAACAAUGAGCAGCAACAGCUUGUUAACAGUCACAUCAAGAAAACUAAGCGUGAUGAUGGAGAUGACUUGGAUGUGAAUGUGGAUGAUCUCGAGGUGGAUGAUUUGGAGGAUGACGAUGAAGAUGAUGUUGAAUAUGUAUUCUAA
Molecule: messenger RNA, 432 nt
Organism: Sclerotinia sclerotiorum 1980 UF-70
Lineage: Eukaryota; Fungi; Ascomycota; Leotiomycetes; Helotiales; Sclerotiniaceae
Exons: 2
Coding region: 1-432 (143 amino acids)
Source: RefSeq, a predicted model, not a curated record